AUGACGACUUUCGAGACUCCCGCCUCCGCGGCAGUCGCAUCCUCUCCUUCGCCGCGUGGCCUUCAAUAUAACCACUUACCUCUAGCACACAACGACGAGCCGGCUCCACCGCAGAUCCUCUUCCCCACCGUUGCUACCGUCCUCGACAGUCCCACCGCCUCCUCUCCGCCUAGGCCCACCAUCUCGCCGUCGUAUUCGUCCUCGUCCACAUCCUCUUACGCCUCCUCCGACGUGCGCCAAGAUCCCUCCACGCCUCGGUCCAGCCACACCGCCGUCAGCAACAGAGGCUUCCGCUUGCCUCGCUUCUCCUUGUGGGGCCGCAGGACUCCAGAGAGCCUGCUCAUCGACAACAAUAAAGCCAGCCCACAGCAGUCGUCUCAUGCCGACGUCGAUCUCGACAAGCUCCACAUUCAAGAGCAAACCUGCUUGACGCCCACGUGGAACGUCGAUUCCUUGCUAGAGGAUCGAGCUGCUCACACUCCGGAGCUCAGCCUGCCACCCGCCCCACUCGCCUCAUCAGCCUCGCCCAUGCCAGCCCUCACAGCUCACGCCCCGGCCGAGCCACCAUCCAUGUCUACGCCAAAAUCCGGCUCGGUCUGGCGUCUUCGUGGCGGCCUCUUCGCAGGCUCUACCUCCAGCGCAUCCAAGGACUCCCCCAACAGGAUUCCUUCCACCUCGGCGAAUCAGGCGCAAUCUCAGGACAUUUCCGUGCCUACACCACCCUCGCAAUUUGCCGCUUGGUCAGAGCUCCUCCACGGGCCUUGCCAACCCCAUCGCUCCGCCACCUUCAGCAGCAUCUCCUCCGCAUCAUGCAGCAGCAGCUCGCGACCAAAUGUCAGGAAAAUGCGCAGCCAGGAGAGCAUCCGAUCAGUGCUUUCGGCUCGUGCAUCCGAGCCCGACCUUGAGCAUUCCUACAGCAGCCUUCCAACCCCCAAGCUGGUCAAGACAAAGCUGCGCUCCAAGUCCAAAAGCAGCAAAGAGCUCGACUUUGACAAGGUAUUCCUCGCUCAGGAGCUUUACUCAGCCGUUUCGCCUAGCCUGCUCGGAGGCACGUCCAACGGCCGUGGCUCCGAGUCAUUGAGCCCCUCGUGUGCUCAACAGGAGUUCCUCGCUCAGCCGGGCCAGGACAGCGUGUCCAGACGAAGGAGCUGGGCACCUCGUCGUUCCACCUCACCGCGAGCUGCUGCCGCCCGUUUGUCUGCAGAAAUGCUGGCUGCUCCUCAACCCCGUCGCAGUGCUUCCCAGGCGGCUCCGAUGCAGUCGCAGAUCGGCGAUCACCAAGAGCAAGACGAAUACUAUCCGCACGGCCGCAAGGUCGCUCGUCAGCUCAGCACCAGCAGCUACAUCACCUCCGCCUCGUCCGGCACUACCGCCUCAUCUGCCAACACGGACCACAACGACGUAGCUGACGGUCAGAUGCCCAAGUCUCCCACGCCGUCCGCCGUCAGCGCCUUCGGCGACCUGGAAGUGCCGGAGGAGGGUAAAACAAAGAAGGCCAAGACUCCGGCGCGCAGGUUUUAUGCGCUUCAGUUCUCCCUCGACGGUCGAUAUCUAGCCGCGGCAGGCUCCGACCAACGCAUCCGUGUCUACGAGGUGGUCAGCUCGCCAGCCGAGCGUUCCGAAGAGAUUGAGCUCGCGCAGCUAUCGCGCCAGGAAGAUGUCUGCCACAGAAAGCUUUCGUCCGCAUGCUCCCAGAAUGGCAACCCGUCAAGUCGAGCCCAGCCAAAGAGCGACGGCAGCGCUGCUACCCCGGAAUUCGCUCCCGUCUUCAAGUCGACACCUGUGCGCGUCUUUGCUGGCCAUGUCGGCGAUGUGAUGGACCUCUCCUGGAGCAAGAACAACUUCCUGCUGAGCUGCAGCAGCGACAAGACCGCCAAACUGUGGCAUCCCAACCGAGCCGAGUGCCUCUGCACCUUUUCCACGGCGGCCAUUGUCUCGUCGGUCGACUUUCAUCCGCGCGAUGACCGUUUUUUUGUCACUGGAGGACUAGACGGCAAGUUGCGGUUGUGGAACAUCGCUGCACGUCGUGUGCAGGCGAUUCACGACGUGCCCGGCGUCAUCACUGCCGUUGCCUUCUCAUCGAGUGGUGAGGCAGUAUGUGUCGGGACGCACGCCGGAUCGCUGCUCACCUUUGCGUGCUCAGACACACUCAGCCUGCUCAACACGGUCUCGGUCAGGUCGCUGACUGCCAGCAAGAACACGCAGGCGAGUAAGAUCACCAGCAUUCAGCCGAUCAAGUUGUCCGACUCCAUCAGUGGGACCGGCACCGACGGCGCGCAAGAUGGCAAGGGGCCACACCCGGCGUCCAAGGGCGAGUUCAUGACGGUGACGUCCAACGACUCGCGCGUGCGCAUCUACUCGAUCGGCGCGCGCCGGCUCAUCUCGCGCUUCAAGUCGACGAGCUACCUGAACCGCAGCAGUCAGAUCCGUGCCACAGCGUCAUCUGAUUCGCAAUUCCUCGUCUCUGGUAGCGAGGACGCCUCGAUUCAUGUGUGGAGUCUGGCCACCAACGCUACCCUGCUCGCCUCGCUGCUGCCGGCAUCGCUUCUGGGCAUGAAGCGGAACAAGUCGAACAAGGCGGUCAAGGGCGCACCCGAUGCGGGCGACAACUCGACGUGGCGCUCGUGGAGUGCGGCAAGUUCGGGGAGCAUCCGCUGCGCCGUCUUUGCACCCGCAGCUACCUCUGAGCUGCUCGCCCUCGCCCAAGACCCGCUCACUUCCAGUGCGGGCCCGCAGACAUUUCAGUCGCGCAUCAUCGUGUCCACCGACGACUCGGCUGGCCUCAAGGUUUGGCGCACGGAUCCACACGGCCGCCUCAUCUGA
Molecule: messenger RNA, 2823 nt
Organism: Moesziomyces aphidis
Lineage: Eukaryota; Fungi; Basidiomycota; Ustilaginomycetes; Ustilaginales; Ustilaginaceae
Source: the annotation of a GenBank genome assembly